Molecule: messenger RNA, 3493 nt
Organism: Saccoglossus kowalevskii
Lineage: Eukaryota; Metazoa; Hemichordata; Enteropneusta; Harrimaniidae
Product: cytosolic beta-glucosidase-like
Biological process (GO): carbohydrate metabolic process
Molecular function (GO): hydrolase activity, hydrolyzing O-glycosyl compounds
Source: RefSeq, a predicted model, not a curated record
CUCCUCGCGGCGCAGACUCAGUCUUGUUCAAGCCCUCUGACCUAACUCGUCAGCGCAGUGUUCCGACCACGGGCCGUUAAGAAAGGGAGAGAAAAACGGGUACGAUCUUUCUGAUUGAAUCGACUCGAACCACAAGCCAAGGGUCAGAUGAAAGCUGGUCACCCGAGAAUUUGAUUAAACCGAUAGAUUUAACAGCUGAAAUGACGAGAUUUCGGAAAACAUCACCCUUCCAAACAUACACGCGGGACUAUAUACAUUUCGUGACAAUAUUAGUGUUUCUGGUAUCUUUCAACGCACAAACUGUGUCCGCUCAAGGUGCGGGCGGAUAUGUGUAUAAACAAUUUCAAAAUCCUGUCAGAGAUAGGUUAAUUCACGGGCUUUUCUCGUCCAAUUUUACAUGGGGCGUUGCAACAUCGGCGUACCAAAUUGAGGGUGCCUGGAACGAGGAUCAGAGGGGAGAAACUAUUUGGGACACGUUCUCUCACGAACCUGGUAGAAUCGUUGACAAUGCCAAUGGUGACAUCGCUUGUAAUAGUUAUCAUAAAAUCGACGAAGAUGUCGCUUUGCUGAAAGAGCUUCAGGUGAAACAUUAUCGGUUUUCCAUUGCCUGGUCCCGUAUUCUCCCUGAUGGGACUUUGAAUAAAAUUAACCAGGCCGGUAUUGUUUACUACCGACGCCUCAUUAACGCUUUGGUCGAAGCAGAGAUUGAGCCAGUUGUUACCUUAUUUCAUUGGGAUCUACCGCAAGCCUUGCAGGACAUCGGUGGCUGGAGCAACGAGAUUCUAACAGUAUAUUUCAAAAACUACGCCGAGUUAUGUUUCCUUGAGUACGGAGACUGGGUGAAAAGGUGGAUAACUUUUAAUGAGCCGUCUAUCUUCGCCAAAGCUGGUCACGAACAUGGCGUCCACGCACCUGGGCUGAAGCACCAAGGAACCACAGUCUACAGAGUGGCACACACAAUCAUAAAGGCCCAUGCCAAAGUGUGGCACACGUACGAUAAUAAAUACAGAGCAUCACAGAAAGGGCAGGUCGGAAUAACUCUGGUGUCGAGCUGGGCACAACCAUCGACAAAAUGGCAGGUCGAUAUCAUGGCCGCGGAGAGAUACCUUCAAUUUGAGUUUGGUUGGUUUGCACACCCACUUAUGGUGAACGGCGACUACCCCAGCGUCAUGAAAACACAAAUACUCGAGAAAAGUAUCGGGCAGGGACUGUCGUCAUCGCGCCUCCCCAGUUUCACUGAGGAGGAAAAGGUGCUUUUACGUGGUACUGUUGAUUUUUUGGGAGUAAAUUACUACACGACGAAGCUUAUUUCCGCCUGGAGAUCCGAUGCAUGGCCGCCUGGUUACGAGGAAGACCAGGAUUUGAAGGCGUGGCACGACGAGUCAUGGCCGAAGAGUGGCGCUUCCUGGCAGAAGUGCGUACCGUGGGGUUUCCGUCUCUUAUUAAACUGGGUAAAGCACGAAUAUGGAAAUCCUCCCAUCUAUGUCACUGAAACUGGAGUGGCUGAAAAGUUGAAUGACCAAGACGAACCGAAACUAAAAGAUGUAUGGAGAGUACAGUACUUUGUAUCGCACAUCAACGAACUGUUGAAAGCAUACAAGCUAGAUGGUGUCAAUGUGCAGGGUUUCUCGGCGUGGACAUUAAUGGACAAUUUUGAAUGGCAAGAUGGCUACUCGACACGAUUCGGCCUCUACCACGUCGAUUUCAAAAGUCCAGCCAGAACGCGAACGGCAAAGUCAUCGGCGAAGAAGUACAACGAAAUAGUGACGGGCAAUGGAUUCCCGGUUCCAGUGUCCAAACUCAGAUAUAUACCACAAUUUAAACCGGACAUGGCGUUUGGUGCCGCACCCCGGGCACCAAUGGUACCGGUCUUCCAUGACAAUGAUGAAGGUAUACAGCCAGAAUUCAGAUAAUACUGAAUAACAUCAACAAAUUACAGUUUAUAACUCAUUUCAAAAUGCGAACAGACACUAUUGGUAAAGGAUCGCAAGUUAAAAACAACUUAAAAUGGUGCCGUCAUAAAUGUUAUUUUAUUUUCAUAAUACACAAUUUAGGGAAUAACAUUAACAAUUCUUGUUGAAGGAAGAGUACAGCGCCACCAGUGUCCUAAAUUGAAAAAACAAAUGGCAUUGCUUGCGCCAUACUUUCACCGGGAGAGGUGCUCGUUGAUUUCGGUGAGGAAUGAUUAACACGUACUACUUCCUAUAAAUUGCAUUUCUUCAAAGUUCAAGGUGUUCGGGUAAUCAUUAGCUUCAAUCAUACCACUUAGGAGUAUUAGUUAAUAAAUGUCCACAUUCAUUGUCCAGUCGUUGAAUACUAGUAGUACAGCACGCAAUACUAGCUUGUUCCUUCACCAGCAAAUUAACUAUUUUCGGAAAGCCUGUUUUGUGAUUUUCCUAAUAUGUCACCCAGCAAAUAAUCUUAUCAUUUUUUUUAAAACAUAUUUUUGUCUGAGUUAUGGUAGAAAUGAUAUAUUGGUGUUAAGAAGAGCCUUUCGUGCAAUGUAUUGUUCACACUGCGCCGAACAGAUAGGAAGCCUCUAUUUUUAUUUCAUUUGCUUCUGCACUAAGCAGCAGUUUUCGAAUGGUUCCGAUACAAAUCGCCUCUUGGUGGCGCUAUUCCAUAGAAAUUCAGUUUGUGAGUACAAGUCGAUAAUGAUGUACACACUCUACGGUGAGCAACGGGGUAGUUGUUAAGUGACGAAUGCAUUACCGACACCCAAAGAGGUUCCUUUUACGCUGUACAUUUUGUAUUCCAUAUUCUCAGCUUCUGUGGAACGUUGAACCACGCUUGAACUGCUGCUUAGAAAUAAAAUAAUACUGGGAACGAGGAUGGUGUUUUUAUAACAACACACAACUGCACUGUGAAUGCAAAACACGUCUCACAAUUUAAAAUAAAAUACAAACUGAGUGCACGUGUCGUCUAUUGGGAUAGCUCAAUCUUAUUAAAAUCCGAUGUAGGUAUAGACUUCAUUUUUUUUAAUAAUGGUAAAUAAAACAGAAGAAAAGAUUGAUAAAUAAACACAAAUAACAUAAGUUGAGUCUAUACCUACAUCGGAUAUUAACACGAUUGGAGACAGAUUGGAUAGAAUAUAACACGUUAUUUGCAUAUUUACAUGAAUAAUUAUGUACAAAUAUUAAUAUUUGAUGUAUGAAUUGCGCUAAUGCUUUAUUUUAUUCAGGCAAUUUUUCUCAAUCCUUGGAACACACAAUUCACAUUUGUAUCACCGAUAGAGGGCGAUUAGUUUAUGAUGUCAUGAUCCUCGCAACAAUAUACCUAGGGUCUAUGUUAAAAACGUACAUUUUGUAUUAUUACAGUUGAUGCAUUUCAUGUAUGUAUGUAUGUGAAUAACCAUCCUAUACUGUAUUCCUGUUUGCAACGGAUAUGGCAAAUUAGCGUUCGUUAUAAUAUUAAAAUUAUAUAAAUGUAAAAUUAAAAUACAGAUACAGGUAGAUGAAUUUAGGAAAUAAUGGCACACACUUCUGUGCCAAUA